AUGGGGAACGCGUUAGGAUCGCGGAAAAAGCUUCCAAAGGAGGAUUUAGACUUUCUGAUGAGCAAUACCCACUUUACAAAGAAACAAAUUAAGCAAUGGUACAAUGGAUUCAUUCGAGACUGUCCUUCAGGUCAACUGAGCAAAAAGAAGUUUAUAGAGGUGUACUCUGGCUUCUUCCCCGACGGGAAUGCGGAGGAAUUUUGUACCCACGUAUUCCGUACCUUCGACAAGGACAACUCAGGAAAAAUCGAUUUUAAGGAAUUUCUCCUAGCCAUCAAUAUCACCUCCGGUGGCCGACCAAAGGAAAAAUUGGAAUGGGCCUAUCAGAUGUACGACAUUGAUGGGAAUGGCACGAUAGAGCGCAGCGAAAUGGUUGAAAUUAUCAGAGCUAUAUACUCCAUGCUGGGAGCCGACGGCUCCUCAGCCGAGUUGAGUCCAGAAGCCCGGACAGAAGAGAUCUUUGAUAAAAUGGACGAAAACAGAGAUGGUGUGCUCACUCGUGACGAAUUCAUGAAUGGAUGUCUCUCGGACCAAUAUCUGCUCUCUAUGUUGCUUGCUGAUGAACCUGUGGAAUAG
This is a messenger RNA of Echinococcus granulosus, 576 nucleotides long. Its product is annotated as Neuronal calcium sensor 2. Gene Ontology annotation, molecular function: calcium ion binding. Bases 1 to 576 code for a protein of 191 amino acids. Lineage: Eukaryota; Metazoa; Platyhelminthes; Cestoda; Cyclophyllidea; Taeniidae. The transcript has 3 exons. The record is from RefSeq and is a predicted model, not a curated record.